Messenger RNA from Diaporthe batatas, 237 nucleotides. RefSeq lists its product as uncharacterized. The record is from RefSeq and is a predicted model, not a curated record. The transcript is spliced from 2 exons. The coding region runs from base 1 to 237 and encodes 78 amino acids. NCBI's taxonomy places the organism in Eukaryota, Fungi, Ascomycota, Sordariomycetes, Diaporthales, Diaporthaceae.
AUGGAUGAUGAGAUCCGGAGGGUGUGGGCAGCACGAGGAGAGGGGGAGGGCGGCGAGAAAGGAAAUGUCCGGACGGAGCAGCAGCAGGAGAGGGGGUUGAGCUGCUGUCUCGCAGGACGAGAAGAGAACAUCGUGACGGGGUCUCUCUUUUUGUUUUUGGCCGCGCACGGCCUUGCAGACGAGAAGACGCAGAUGAGCCCGGCCGGAUACGUGGCCUCUUGCCAGUUCAUCUCGUGA